This is a messenger RNA of Carica papaya (papaya), 1900 nucleotides long. The record is from RefSeq and is a predicted model, not a curated record. NCBI's taxonomy places the organism in Eukaryota, Viridiplantae, Streptophyta, Magnoliopsida, Brassicales, Caricaceae.
UUAUUCCCUGAGGUUCUGUGGAAAAGAGCAAUGUCUUCUUCUCUCUCUUUCAAAAUGAUUAGAGACCACACAAGCUUCGAUUCCAGGUGGAAUUUUGGAUGGAUACAGAGUAUAACAAGUGAGCAAGGAGCGAACCGCAGGAUCACCAUCCGUCAAUCCAAACCCUUAUGGAUAGAUAAGGAGAAGACGAAACAAGCUCUGAAACUCUGCUUGAAAAUGAACUAGGUACACACACAGCAGAUUCAACCGGCCAUAAAAUGCUAAUUCAAUCCUUCUACAAUAGUACCUCACUCUAUCCUGUUCGUCUCGACAACAUCACUAGAAGCACCGCUUGUCUUACUAGAGCCAGCAAGAACUGCAGCCUCGUAGCUACCAGCAUCUUUGCCGCUGCAGUGGUCAUAGCCUCAGCCGCAGCCGCGGCCGCACCGCCGGAUGAUGAGACUUUGUCUAAUAUACCGCAAACGCUUUCUGGUGAAUGUGCAGAAGUCAAGGAUUGCCGCAAGCCAAGGAUUCAACGUCCUAAAUCUAGGAAAGCUGAGUCCUGUACUGUCAAGUGUCUCACCACUUGUAUUCGAGGCGGAGAUGGCUCGCCUGGAGAGGGACCUCUCAACCUAAGAAGACCGCUAGUGGUUUUCAAGCAAGGAUUUCGAAGCCGUCAAUACUGGUAACGUUUCUGAUUGAUUCAUAUUAUCUUUAUUAUCAAUAAAUAUAUUAUACAGUAUUAUAAUCAAUUUUAGGGAACCUUACUCUUUGCAUAUACGGUGAUAGGAUCAGGAAUAACUUGCUAAUAAACAACUGUUUUUUUUUCCAAAUCUUUGUUAUUUUUUAUUGAUGGAAGAUCUUAGGUCCUCCAAUUUCAUUUGGCGUUUGAAAUGGGUACCUCAAACUUACAAGUAAUUCCUUUUACUAGCAUCCUGUGUCAUGAUAUAUAUUCUCAUCAUGUGUUUCAAUAGUUGUAGUUGGUGCCAUUAAAAACGAAUAUCUUAUCGUUCAAGAUCCUCUGGAGUAUUGUCAUUACAUUUCUGCCACUAGGGUUACUCUUUCUUGCCAUGGAAUUGAUAUGACCCGGUUAUUUCUAUCUGUUACAUAUGAGUUCUUCUUUCUUGAAGUGAUUUACUCUCAGGUCUCAUCUUAAGAAAUCCCUUAUUCUUUUUUAUUUCUUUAAAAUUUUCCUAUUAAUGUGAGAAGUUUUUAUGAUCUAAACUAUUUUAGCCUUUCAUCACUUGCUUUUUGUUGAUUUCUAAGAACAAUGAUCUUCUUUCCUUUUGGUUGCUUGGUCAUUUUUAAUUAUGAUUAUCUCACCAGUCACUAUGAUUAGGAAUGAUAAUAGGUCGAGCUUUGUGUGAGUUUCAUGUAGUUGAACCAAACCCGACUUUAUAUAUAAAAAAUCUGAACCUGCUCCGGUAUUCGUGCAGUUUCAUCAAAUGUACUUUUUUUUCGCCCCCACCGGAUUUUUGAUGAAUCCAGAUUCGACCCAUAUAUUAUGUUUAUAUACAUUAUAUAUACAUAUAUUUAAUUAAAAUAAAAAUAUACCUGGAUUGGGUUUAUACGGAUUUUUCUUCUAAACUUGAACUCAAUCCGAUUUUAAUAGAAACAUUAACAUACUGACCAACCCAUUUUUUUUUUGGGUAAGGGAUAGAUUGUAGCGAGUUGAUUGGAAUUCACCUGGUCAUGGUUUCUUUUAUUUUUUAUUUUACCAUUCUUAACAAUGAUCUCCAGAGGUCAUUUAGUACCCUCUGUGGAUGUAUCUUUGGUUGUUGUAGUGUUGCUAACUUUGGCUUCCAUGUAUUAGAGAGUGACCUUAGAGGAGGCUUGCGUCUUGUGGAUAUAUCUUUGGUUAUUGUACGGUUGAAAUACAUUCUGUUAUUAUUUAUUUUUGUUUAAUGUAUUUUUUGUCUUG